Messenger RNA from Hippocampus zosterae (dwarf seahorse), 1518 nucleotides. RefSeq names its product tubulin alpha chain-like. NCBI's taxonomy places the organism in Eukaryota, Metazoa, Chordata, Actinopteri, Syngnathiformes, Syngnathidae. Bases 51 to 1382 code for a protein of 443 amino acids. Gene Ontology annotation, cellular component: microtubule; cytoplasm. Gene Ontology annotation, biological process: mitotic cell cycle; microtubule cytoskeleton organization. The record is from RefSeq and is a predicted model, not a curated record. The transcript has 3 exons. Gene Ontology annotation, molecular function: GTP binding; structural constituent of cytoskeleton.
AAAUUUACUUUGUCUCACCCACUUUUCCCCCGCAGCGCGAGUGUAUUUCCAUGCACGUUGGCCAGGCAGGUGCCCAGAUGGGCAACGCCUGCUGGGAACUGUACUGCCUGGAGCACGGCAUCCAGCCUGACGGCCAGAUGCCCAGCGAUAAGACCAUCGGAGGGGGGGACGACUCCUUUAACACCUUUUUCAGCGAGACUGGAGCUGGCAAGCAUGUCCCCAGAGCAGUGUUCGUAGAUUUGGAGCCAACCGUCAUCGAUGAAAUCCGCACAGGGAUCUACCGCCAGCUCUUCCAUCCUGAGCAGUUGAUCACCGGGAAAGAGGAUGCCGCCAACAACUAUGCUCGUGGUCACUACACCGUUGGAAAAGAGAUCAUUGACCUGGUCCUUGAUAGGACUCGCAAACUGGCUGACCAGUGCACAGGCCUACAGGGGUUUCUCAUUUUCCACUCCUUCGGCGGCGGUACGGGCUCAGGCUUCACCUCCCUCCUGAUGGAGCGCCUAUCGGUGGACUACGGCAAGAAGUCCAAGCUGGAGUUUGCCGUGUACCCCGCCCCCCAGGUCUCCACGGCUGUGGUGGAGCCAUACAACUCCAUCCUGACCACCCACACCACCCUGGAGCACUCGGACUGUGCCUUCAUGGUGGACAACGAGGCCAUCUACGACAUCUGCCGACGCAACCUGGACAUCGAGCGGCCCACCUACACCAACCUCAACCGCUUGAUAGGGCAGAUCGUGUCAUCCAUCACCGCCUCGUUGCGCUUUGACGGCGCCCUCAACGUGGACCUGACGGAGUUCCAGACCAACCUGGUGCCCUACCCGCGCAUCCACUUCCCCCUGGCCACCUACGCCCCCGUCAUCUCGGCAGAGAAAGCCUACCACGAGCAACUGUCCGUGGCCGACAUCACCAACGCCUGCUUUGAGCCGGCCAACCAGAUGGUCAAGUGCGACCCCCGCCACGGCAAGUACAUGGCUUGCUGCCUGCUGUACCGCGGCGACGUGGUGCCCAAGGACGUCAACUCGGCCAUCAGCAACAUCAAGACCAAGCGCUCCAUCCAGUUUGUGGACUGGUGUCCCACCGGCUUCAAGGUGGGCAUCAACUACCAGCCGCCCACCGUGGUCCCCGGCGGAGACCUGGCCAAGGUGCAGAGGGCCGUGUGCAUGCUGAGCAACACCACGGCCAUCGCCGAAGCCUGGGCCCGACUGGACCACAAGUUUGACCUGAUGUAUGCCAAGCGCGCCUUUGUGCACUGGUAUGUGGGUGAGGGCAUGGAGGAGGGAGAGUUCUCUGAAGCCAGAGAAGACAUGGCCGCCCUGGAAAAAGAUUACGAGGAGGUGGGCACCGACAGCCUGCCUGAUGACGAGGAAGGCGAAGAGUAUUAGAGGCAUUCAGAUCUGGUUCAAUGGUGUAGGAUCUGUUGGAUUAAAAAAAAAAAUCUUUUGUGUGUGUAUCAGACUGUCUAUUGUCCCGUCUCGUUUUUAUAUUUGUGCAAACUAAUAAAUCCUGUUUAGUAAGAUA